CGAGUGCUCCGUGCCGCGCCAGGCUUGCCGGGGUCCGCGGCGAGACAUGCCCGAGCCAGGCGCUGCACCGACCUCGACUUAUCUGUAAGCAGCGGAAGGAACCAUGGUCAGUAAGGAAACCAGCAAAUGCAUACUCACAACGCCUGAGACUGAAGUGGAGCCGGCUGCCUGCCUGGCCCUGGAGAUGAAAUAUGCCCUGGAUCCCAAUCGGCAAAUUAAAAAGCGUAACAAAGCCCUGCAAGUGCGGUUUAAGGAUAUCUGCGAAGCCCAGAAUGAGCAGAGGGACACACACCUUUCCUCGGGACAGCUGGGCGACAAGCGAGAGGCCAAGCCCGUGUCCUGCAGAGCAGCUUAUCGAAAAUACAUGACAGUGCCUGCACGGCGCUCCAUCCCCAAUGUCACCAAGAGCACAGGUGUGCAGACCUCACCGGACCUUAGGAAGUGCUAUCAGACAUUCCCUCUGGACCGAAAAAAAGGGAAUCUCAAAGGCAUCCCAGCUGCAGAUCCCUUCAAAAGCCAAAACAAUGGGUUCCUAACAGAUGUGAAAGAGAAGAGUCAGGCAGGACCCAUGGAGGAAGUUCGAACAUGUGGCGCAGGGCGGAUACACAAGACAACAGCCUUGGUUUUCCAUUCCAACGAGCACAUCAACGCCAUGGACCUGCUCCCUGGGGUUAACUGUGCAGAGCCCUGCAAAGACCCCGAUGUGCUCAGGCACCCAGAGGCUCUACUGCAGAACUCCUCUCGGCCUCCCUCAGAAGAGGCUGUAUACCAGCUUCAGGGGAGAGCAAAGUCCGAAGGGGGCACCCCGGACUCAGAGGAGCCUGCUACACUGGCCCACGGGAGGGUGUUUAAAACAGAGGUGGCCACCGUAUACACGCCUGCCAUCAAUGCCAGGACCCUGGACCCUGGCCUGUCAGACUCGGCCGCGGCCAGCCAGUGGUCCCUCUGCCCUGCAGAUGAGGAGCACAGGAGAGCCACACAUCUCAAUGGGCCGCAGCCAACCCCCAGCUCUGCACUGGCCUGCUCGCCCCCAGUGCAGUGCCAGUCCCCCGAAAGUAGGGAACAGCCCUUGCAGAUUCAGCCCAGUGCCGCAGCCACACCUGCAGGUGAAGAAUGCCAACAAAUCGUGCCUCACACAGAAGUGGUGGACCUCAAGGCACAGCUUCAGAUGAUGGAGAACUUGAUCAGUUCAAGUCAGGAGACCAUCAAAGUGCUCUUGGGGGUCAUUCAGGAGCUGGAGAAAGGAGAAGCCCACCGAGAAGGGCUUUCAUAUCGGACGGGGCAAGACACAGCUAAUUGUGACACAUGCAGGAACAGUGCAUGUAUUAUCUAUAGUGUGGAGCUGGAUUUUAAGCAACAAGAAGACAAACUCCAGCCCAUACUGAGGAAACUGCAUCCCAUUGAGGAAACUCAGGUCGCACCUUCGCCUUACACUCAGGAGACUUCCUCCUCAACGCCCAAGCAAAAAUCUAAAACUGAGUCUAAAAAGCACGGAAGAUGGAAACUCUGGUUCCUUUAAAACUCUUGAUGUGUGGAGUCUCGAGGCCGUCUUUAAAACACACUGGAGUUAAGUCAAUCCUGUUCCAAAGAGGAACUGGAUCCAGGGAACUGCGGUGCCAAUACACGCACUCCCUGCUUCUCGCCCUGCGUACCAAAAAGGCCUUUUGUAUCAACAGAUCAUUAACAGAGCAAGGGAAUAAAUGUUACACCUUGCCAGCUGUUCUUUGCAGUUCACUGAUGUGGGAUGUAAAAUCUGAAAUGAAACUUAAUGUAGUCAAAGAUGAUAAGUAAAAUUCUAUCCCCUUCCCUCCCAGAUCUACAAGUAUUACGUUUCCAACCUGCAAAAUGCCAGGCUGUCACUCUGUACACAGCUAAAACUCAUAGUUAUUUCCAAGCCUUUAUUUUUUUUAAAAUAACAAGAAGAAAACGCAAGCCUUAUGUUUGCAAAGGACUUCAUUUUUAUGUUUCAUUUUGCAAAUAAGCAGGGGGUGAGUGCGAUUUUCAGCACAUCAAAUUCCGGAGAAAGCACAAUUUUUUUCAAGUGGUCAGAGACCAUGAAUAAUCUUUAAAAUGUGACUCUAUGUAUAUUUGCCUUCAUGUGCUGUAGCGCUAAACCAAGUGAACACGUCUCAGUGUCACAUUGACACCUCAAAUUUAGCAUCCUCUUCAUCUCCAGACCUUCAACAUGUUUACUCCUCAUCUUCCAAAUAGCCACCAGCCAGGAGUCCCCCAAAGUCAAAACAUGCCUUUAAUCACUGCAAGUUGACAGGGUCAGAGCUAUUGGACAUUAAGCUUUCUUAGAUCUCGUUUUUAAUCUUUUGGUACCCAAAGGCCAAAUGAUAGAUUCUGGCAAGAAUUUGAAAAAUGUAGAGAUACACAGUGGAUAAUUCACUCACCAAUAAAUCACAAGCUCCUGCACCAUGACAGAAAGUGUUUCUGCGGAUCAAUCCUUGACAUUGUUCGCCCUAUAAACGCAGCCAAACAUUUUAUAUAAUUCAUUAUGCUUUGUAACAACUGUGCAAGAUAUGACCAUCUCAAAAAGAAACUGUGUUUUGUUUAGCUGCUACCAAUGGACAAACUUAAUGUCACCAACAUUUAACCUAUUAGUAAGUUGUACUCAACGACAUACUUAGGGGAAAGCUGUGAAUCAAGUGUUUUUAGGUAUUUUUAAAAUCCACAGUAACACUUGGAAAUCUCUCUUGAUUGCGCAUUGCAAUGUAAAUCUUAGUUCCUUUAUUUUUUCACUCAUUCCUUUGCACCUUUGCAGUAUCUUUUUAUAGAAAUCAAAAUCCCCUAGACUAUUAAUGACUUUGUCUAUCAAUUUUUUGCUUUUCACAAUAGGAAGGAGGGAUCUUCUUUUGCCUUUUUUUGUACAAUUUAAAUUUUGAAUAGUUUGUGAACAUACCAGAAAACCUAGCCUUCAAAUUUCUGUCCAGCCGUUUCAUAACUGACUGUGCGCAGAAAGGCACACUUUGCUGAACAGAUGCCAAACACAAGGUGUCUCGCCUUGGUAAUAGGAUCUCAGCCUGCUUUUCUCAGAUUAGAGCUACUUCUUGCAGUCCAUUUUCCUUUCAGAUCAAUAGCAGUUUUAGUUUAGCACGAAAGGUUUAGGUUCUACAGGAACCUGGCGAACUGCAAUCCAACCAGGACUUGAAAAAUAAACAGUACACCAUAUACAUAUUCUUUGGAGGUUACUUAAACAAUACUACGGAGAGGUUUCUCAUUUACAACACAUGCAUACCCAUUUUGUGGAAAUAUGAAGUAAUCAAAUCCCUGGAGAGCAGUAAAUAGAACUGAGAAAUGAUGUUGUGCAAGAAGAGUAACGAGCAAGUUGAUCCUGUACCAUGAGGGAAGUGCAAUUGUUUCACGUAGAUGAAAAAAAAAUUUAAAAAUGUGUUUCAUGUUUUUUAUACUGUUUUUAACUAAAGUUAUAAAAAUGUUUGCAACAAGUUAUCUCUCCUAUGUUUUAAGAAUCCCAACCAUCUGAGUGCACUGAAAAAGGGUAUUAGCAGCUUCUAACUAGUGCUACACAUCUGUCCCAACGCAAGGACACUGUAAUACAGGACAUCAUAAUACAGAAGGUGUCACCAUUUCAAAUCAGUCUAGACCAAAAAGUAAAAAGAUCUGUAUUUCCGAAUUUAAAAAGGAACCUGAAGAUAACCUAAUUCAACCCUAAAAAUAGAAAGUAAUAUCCAGAACAGAAAACAGUAUUUUCGGAAUCAUUUCAUGGUUUAAUUGCAAUGUAUGACUGAAAGAUGGUGAUCCUUCUCUUGGAAAGAUUGAAGUACAAACUUUGAUACAAAACCAAGGUGGAGCAUACAGUGUCCCUUCACAUGUAGAUGUACACCUGGCAUUACUUAUAGAAAUUAAAUUAUACUCGUCAUUAAGUUCUUUAUUAAUUUUU
This is a messenger RNA of Fukomys damarensis (Damara mole-rat), 3904 nucleotides long. It is a transcript of the gene Insyn2a, whose product is annotated as inhibitory synaptic factor 2A. The coding region runs from base 104 to 1519 and encodes 471 amino acids. Gene Ontology annotation, biological process: inhibitory postsynaptic potential. NCBI's taxonomy places the organism in Eukaryota, Metazoa, Chordata, Mammalia, Rodentia, Bathyergidae. Gene Ontology annotation, cellular component: postsynaptic density. The record is from RefSeq and is a predicted model, not a curated record. The transcript is spliced from 4 exons.